Molecule: messenger RNA, 2590 nt
Organism: Platichthys flesus (European flounder)
Lineage: Eukaryota; Metazoa; Chordata; Actinopteri; Pleuronectiformes; Pleuronectidae
Gene: cpox
Product: coproporphyrinogen oxidase
Exons: 7
Coding region: 139-1485 (448 amino acids)
Cellular component (GO): cytoplasm; mitochondrial intermembrane space
Molecular function (GO): coproporphyrinogen oxidase activity
Source: RefSeq, a predicted model, not a curated record
CAAGGUACGACACGCCCCCGGACUUGAAGCCUGACAGGGAGCACGUACGAGCCGGAGUUCAUGUCCGAGUCUCUGGAGAAGUGAGCCGCGCCGCCCCGGAGCCGAUUCACUGGGAAGCCGCGUGAGUUUCUCCUACAAAUGGCCUCCAUCGUCUUGUACACGGGACACAAAGCGGCGCAGACAACAGCCAGAAGGUGUUUGAGUUCACAUGCAAAAGCACUACCCGCUGCUAGAGAGGCUCUGCGGUCGUGUCCCCUGCUUCCGGGAUCGAGAUGGCUGUCCAGAGGUACCGGGGUAAGGUACAUGUCCCAUGGGAGCGCAGGCAGAGCCGCAGCCGGGCGAACCGGGAGGGGAGCCCUGGCGCUCGGUGCAGCCGCGGCGGUGACAGCAGCAGCGGCUGUAGCGGGACUCGUGGCCAACGCCAGCCACUUCCAGCGCGCCCAGAUGGCGACCAGAGUGGCUCCGGCCGCCGAGGAGGAGCAGGAGGGGGACAUCCUGGAGAGAUGCCGGGGCUUCAUGUCCGCGCCGGUGAGCGACAUCAACGUGCUGCAGGGGAGGAAGGAGGAGAUGCGGACGAGGAUGGAGAUGUUGAUCAUGGAGACUCAGGCCGAGUUCUGCAAAGCCCUGCAGGAGGUGGACGGUGGGACGUUCAAGGUGGACCGGUGGGAGCGGAAGGAAGGUGGUGGAGGAAUCAGCUGUGUGAUGCAGGAUGGCAAGCUGUUUGAGAAAGCGGGGGUCAACGUGUCAGUGGUGUUCGGGAACCUGACCGAGGAGGCCGCCAAGCAGAUGAGGAGCAGAGGCAAAGUCCUGAAGGGGAAAGAUGGGAAGCUGCCGUUCUGUGCCAUGGGUGUGAGCUCCGUCAUCCACCCCAAGAACCCCCACAUCCCCACCGUGCACUUCAACUACAGAUACUUCGAGAUCGAGGAGGGAGACGGCAACAAGCAGUGGUGGUUCGGUGGAGGCACAGACCUGACUCCAGUCUAUGUGAAUAAAGACGAUGCCUUUCACUUCCACAACACCCUGAAGGAGGCCUGCAACAAGCACCACUCGCAGUACUACCCCGACUUUAAGAAAUGGUGUGACAGAUACUUCUAUAUUCGCCACAGAGGAGAGACUCGGGGGAUAGGAGGGAUCUUCUUCGAUGACCUGGACUCGCCGAGUCAGGAGGAAGCGUUCAAAUUUGUGAAGAGCUGCGCUCGCACUGUGGUGCCCUGCUACCUGCCUAUCGUACACAAGCACCUCAGUGAUGCCUUCACUGACGAGGAGAAAAACUGGCAGCAGGUACGGCGAGGAAGAUAUGUGGAGUUUAACCUGGUGUACGACAGGGGGGUGAAGUUUGGCUUGGCCACACCCGGCUCCAGAAUCGAGAGCAUCCUCAUGUCGCUCCCCCUCACCGCCAGGUGGGAGUACAUGCACGAGCCUGCCAAAGGGACCCGGGAGGCUGAGAUGCUGGAGGUGUUACGAAACCCUAAGGACUGGGUCUGAUCACGGCGCUCACACUUUUCAAUAUUGACAAAACACGCAGAAAUACGUAUUUGCUGUAUUUAAAAAAAGGUGUCACCUGUUUGACUUUAUCAGCAGCAGUUAACGCUGUUUACCAAAAAAAUAGGUUUAUUUGUAAUAGCUUGAAGGUACGUUUCUCUUUGCUUUUUGUCGUGUCAGCCUCGUUAACAAUUGUUCACAGGGGAUUUUGUGUUAAUGUGACCUUGUGUUGGGAAACUCAGCGACUGAGCUGCUUUUAAGACGUGUUUGUGUCAAACACAAGCCGAUUGUGUGUUUUCUGUGCCUUGUUCUACCUGAAGCAGCAUUAUCUCCACACUCUGUUUUCCUUUACAGAGGCACUGGAAGGGAAAACGAGGACAAACUGAGCCACAGUGUUUUGUAUGUGUGCCACAAACUCCUAUCAAAUAUGAAUGAGUCUACUUUUGAUGUGCAAGGGCCUCUGCUAACCAUGGUGGGUUAGUUGUGACCAUCAAGCUGAAUAUGAGGAAUUAAACUGCUCCCCGUUGAGUCCCACCCACACUGCGGCUGGCUGGUCCUUCGUGGUUAAGUUACUUCCAGCUUUGUUUAAACAGCAGCAACAGUUCUUAGAUUUCUGGAUCGAGUUCCACAGAGAGGAUGAAUGUGAAAAAACAGGUUAGGUGGUUCCCUGAAGACAGAAUAAUGUCUCUAAAGCACAAAUGAUCAGGAGACAUAUCCUUUCAAAUAAUUUAUGGCAAAAAUUAUAAGUUUUAUACUGCAAUAGUACACCAAGUUUGAGAUGCUUUUCCCACUGAGUUACAUUUAUCUUUUUAUAAGCUACUGGUGGAAAGUAUAUUCAACUUUUACUGAGUUAACUUCCUUAAAGCAAAAGCUUAUUAUGGACACAGUCUUAAUUUCUGUCACUCAUGUUACCAAAUUAUUUUCACUCAUGUCUGUAGCUGUGUUCAGUGUCACAACAUCGAGUCACUAGAUCCUGACCAAUAUGGAUUUUUAGAGGCUGAUACAGAGGAGUAAUACUUUUCUAAUACAAUUUUUUUAUCAAAUUAUUUACAUUUAUUAUUGUAAAACAAAAUACAAUAUUUGUAAAAUAAAAGUUUUCAUAUCUGCA